Messenger RNA from Aspergillus novofumigatus IBT 16806, 1685 nucleotides. RefSeq names its product tRNA(Thr) (cytosine(32)-N(3))-methyltransferase. The transcript has a single exon. Gene Ontology annotation, molecular function: tRNA (cytidine-N3)-methyltransferase activity. NCBI's taxonomy places the organism in Eukaryota, Fungi, Ascomycota, Eurotiomycetes, Eurotiales, Aspergillaceae. The record is from RefSeq and is a predicted model, not a curated record. The coding region runs from base 107 to 1210 and encodes 367 amino acids.
UUAUCGGUGAUUUUUUCCUUAUGUACCUGAACACUUUCCACGCAGCGCCAUAGACACUCUUUCACCAGUCUUAAAGAAUAACCAAAAACGAAGUCAACCACAUACAAUGUGGCCGGACGCAGAUUCUAAAGAUGAGCUUGUAACCGUCAUACAAUCAGUCAAGCCUCCCACCGUCCCCGCGCAUCGCUCCCACGACCCCGCCAACAACCUCAAGCGCACUGAUCCCUACCAGUUCGGCUCCCGCUACCUCGAAGAAGGCGACGAUGUCUUCGAAUUCAACGCCUGGGACCAUGUCGAGCCGGACGACGAGUUCAAAGCCUUCGCCGAAGUCCAAUACGCCAAGCAGCGCGAAUCCCCCGUCUCAGACUUCGACAAGCAGCGCUUCAACAAGGACCCCGCGAAAUGGUGGAAUCUGUUCUACAAGAACAAUACGGCCAACUUCUUCAAAGAUCGCAAGUGGCUGCGCCAGGAGUUUCCCGUGCUCGCCGAGGUAACGCAGAAGGGGGCGGGCAGGAAGGUCGUACUUGAGGUUGGUGCCGGGGCGGGCAACACGGCGUUUCCGCUCAUCACCCAUAAUGAGAAUGAGGAGUUGAUGGUGCAUGCGUGUGAUUUUUCCAAGACGGCGGUUCAGGUUAUGCGUGAGAGCGAACACUACGAUCCCAAGUUUAUCUCGGCGGAUGUGUGGGAUGUGACUGCUGUGCCGGAUGAGGAGAAUAAUGGACUUCCUCCGGGGUUGACAGAGGGGUCGGUAGACGUGGUCAUUCUCAUCUUCAUUUUCUCCGCUCUAGCGCCCAGUCAAUGGGACCAGGCUAUUCGGAAUGUUUAUCGGGUAUUGAAACCGGGUGGUCUCGUUCUGUUCCGUGACUAUGGGCGCGGCGAUCUGGCUCAGGUGCGAUUCAAAAAAGGCCGGUACAUGGAUGAGAACUUUUAUGUCCGCGGCGACGGCACCAGGGUCUACUUUUUCGAGAAAGAACAGCUGGAGAAGAUGUGGGGGACAUGGACGCCAGAGAAGGGCCUGCAAAUGGCCGAGGACAACACGGUAGCGGCGGAGUCCACCGAGGGCGCAUUCGAUGUCGAGAAGAUGGGCGUCGAUCGCCGCUUGAUUGUCAAUCGCCAGCGGAAACUCAAGAUGUACCGCUGCUGGAUCCAGGCUCAUUACAGAAAGCGCAAGACACCUGCCGGUGUGGAAGCUGAGAAGACGGAUUCGUGAUUUCGAGUUCCCACCUUAUACCGUUGGAGGAAUCUUUCCUUCAUGCUAGACGCAAAAUCUGAGCCGUUGCUCGUGACACUGGCUGCAGGUCACCGCAUAUCCAACCGUCGUCAGUCUCACUUCCGCAAGCGCAGCUUCAGCCCACUGGUGUCGCUUGUCUUCAAUAAAGAUAGACCUCCUCUACCGCCGCUCUCACUGUAGACCUUGAACAACUUCGCUUAGUGGCGGGUCUUCGAGUGAUAGACCUGCGAUAUUAGGGUCCGGCAGUGAGGGCGGUCUCAUCAGAGAUAUAAUGAUGUUAUGACAUGAAGCAUAUAGACAGGGUAGAGUGCCUGCAUUUAUUUAAUGUCUUGUCAAGCUACUUGGCGCAAAUAGAUGUGUUCGACAUUUACUUAUUCUGUUCUCUUUGAAUUGCAUUCUCCUGAUGAGGAGCAUUAUGUAUAUCAAGGACUGAUGUACGUACUCAAUUAAAUGG